AUGACAGAUUCACAUGCUGGUGGUCAAGACCCUGGAGGACCUGAGCUGAGAAUCAUCCUUGUUGGUAAAACUGGAGCUGGGAAAAGUGCAACAGGAAACACCAUCCUUGGCGAGCGAAAGUUUGAGUCCAAGCUGAGUGUAAAGUCAGUAACUGAGACUUGUGCUAAAGGGAGGGUAACAUGGGAUGGGAGGGAGGUUGUGGUUAUCGAUACACCUGAUAUUUUUGAUACAAAGGCCCCUGAUGAAGCAUCUGCCUGUGAGAUCGCUCGCUGUAUCAGGCUCUCCUACCCAGGCCCCCACACUCUGGUGCUGGUUACACAGCUGGGCUGUUACGCUGAGGAGGAUAAGGCAAUAGUAAAGCGAAUACCAGAGAUUUUUGGAGUUGAGGCUCUGAGGUACAUGAUCGUCUUAUUCACCCGGAAAGAAGACUUAGAAGGUGACUCACUGAACGAUUAUAUAAGAGACUUGGAUAACCAAGAUCUUCGGAAGUUGAUUGCAGAUUGUGGGAACCGAUGCUGCACUUUCAACAAUAAAGCAACUGGCACAGAAAGGGAUGAACAGAUUAAUGAACUGAGGAAAGUGAUUGAGAAAAUGGUGCAGGUGAAUGGAGGCCGAUGUUACAGCAAUGAGCUGUAUAAAUAUGCCAAAGAGAAGACUGAACAACAGGAGAGGGCACUUGAGAAAAUGUACAGAGAACUAGAGGAAGAAAAGGUAAAAGAAAUAAUACAUCACUUCAAGGAGAAAUAUAAAAUCAUAAAGGAAGGCUUAAACUCAAGGCCAGAGGAAGUAAAGGAAAUACAUCUAGAACUAGGCGAGACUGUAUAUCGAGCUUUAGAAACGCUGUCAAAAACUCAGAAAGCCACAGAGGCAGAACAGGAAGAAAACCUGCUGAAAGAAAUACAGAAAUACUACAAGGAAAAGGUAAAACAAGGGAAGAAGGAAGCAAUGAAGAGAUGGGCUAAUUAG
This is a messenger RNA of Mauremys reevesii (Reeves's turtle), 966 nucleotides long. RefSeq names its product GTPase IMAP family member 7-like. The transcript has 3 exons. Gene Ontology annotation, molecular function: GTP binding. Bases 1 to 966 code for a protein of 321 amino acids. The record is from RefSeq and is a predicted model, not a curated record. NCBI's taxonomy places the organism in Eukaryota, Metazoa, Chordata, Testudines, Geoemydidae.